UCGCCUGAGCAUCCCAGUGCAGCCGUCCCGAUAACACGGAACAGCGCAAACACAGAAACGAGAACAGGGAAGUGAGGAAUACUAUGUCGGAUCGGUGGUAAAAGUAACGAAUUUUUCACUUUUUGCAAAAUGGCUGUGCAAUCAUGGAGGUUAUGUGCGAGAUGGCUGGUGGAAUGUGGUGUUUUGCCGUACGAUCACAGGAUAAUGAAUCAGGAUGCAGAAGUUUUUGAUCUGGGACAGACUCUUCGGGACGGUGUUAUCUUGUGCCAUUUGCUCAACCACAUAAAACCAGGCUCAAUAGACACUUUAGAACUAUCGAACAUACGAUCCCAAACUUCACAGUUCUUGUGUAUGAAAAACAUCCGAACAUUCCUACGAGCCUGUUCUAGAGUAUUCAAGAUACGAGAAGCCGACUUCUUUGAUCCAGCAUGGCUCUUUCAGAUGUCAAAUUUUGGAAUGCUCAUCGAUCUGCUCUCCAAACUCUCAAACACAGAUGAUGCCAUCCGUAUGGGAGCAGAGCCCUUCAAGACGGAGCAAGAAGACAUUUAUGGAGGGCUAGAGGAUUUGGCUGAUGAGCAUGAUCUUGCAAACGAGGGCGACAUUUACGACACGGUGGAUGAAGACGAAGGGGACAAGAUUUAUGACGAUCUGGUCAAUAUUCGGCGAGAACUCACCAGCCAGAGGGCUCAACGACAAAGCGAGCCUAAAUCAGCAAAGCGGGAUUUCUGCCGGACAGAGAUAGUUGAGACAGAAGGGAAAUACGUUGAAGCUCUAUCCAUGCUGUGUGAGCAAUUUAUCAGACCUCUGAAAAAAUGCUUAGAAAGAUCAGAAAUUGACAGGAUAUUCCUGAACAUUGAGGAACUUCUGAGGCGGCACAAAGGGUUUUUAAGAGACCUGGAAGACGCUUACAGGAGAUCCAGUCCGACCAUGGCCCAGGCCUUCAAGAAGCACAAGCCAGACUUCCUUAUCUAUGGCUUCUACUGUGCGCACAUGCUUGAAGCUCAGAACUACAUAGAGAAAGUCAGCAAUAACCCUACAGUCAGGGCAAGGAUUGAGGAAUGUGAGAGGAGAGCGAACGAUAGGAAAUUCCGGUUGCGUGAUCUACUAAGUGUCCCUAUGCAGAGAAUACUCAAGUACCAUCUUCUUUUAAAGGAAUUGGUAAAGAGCACAGACAAAACACAUCAAGAGAGGAAAGAACUUGAUGAAGCACUUGAUGAGAUGCAGGAUGUUUCAAUGUAUGUGAAUGAGGUGAAGAGGGACCAUGAACUCAUGCAGUACAAUGAAACAAUCCAAGCAAGUUUGGUCGGUUACAGAGGGGAAAGUCUGAACACCUACGGAAGGAACCAGAAAGAUGGUGACUUGAAGAUUAGAAUUACAGGGGCCAAGAAAAAUACAUCACAGACAAGAUAUUGUUUCUUGUUUGAUAAAGUCAUGCUGGUCUGUAAAAGCGGUGGAAGGCUAAACGUGGAGAAGUUAUGGGGCCAGGAAAGCCAUGAAUAUAUUGAAACCAUUGAUCUAGCACAGUACAAUCUGGAGAAUAAUCUACCAAGCGGUAAAGGGGGAAGGUGGAACUACUGCUUUCAUCUGACAGCUAAAGACCAAAGCGGUGGCAGGAGCAAUCUGGAGGUUGCUUGUAAAACUGAUGUUGAGAUGAUGAGAUGGGUUGAUGGAAUUAAACUUGCUCAGGAAAAUAUCCUGCCAAGGCACACAAAAGGACAUACGGUAGAAUACACAUCAUUCAAGGAAUCUACCACGUGUGAUUCAUGCCAUAAGCUACUCAGAGGGUUGUUCUUCCAAGGCUACAAGUGCACAACCUGCAGCAUCACGGUCCACAAGGAGUGCCUCACUUCCAACCAAACCUCCUACUGCAAUCAGCAAGGAAAUGCCAAACCAUCACCCAUGCCUACCGGUCACCAGCUCAGGGUCACGAGGUCCUACAAGGGCGUGCCGAUGCCCCCCAACGGGGAGCAGCCUCUCAUCGUCUCCAGCGGCUCGCAGGUUAUGGUACUAGAGAACAUCGGCUCUGAAUGGAAGCGAGUCAAGAGUCUAAGCCCACCGAACGCCAUCGGACUUGUCCCGACACAAUACCUGAUGGAGAACUAUGAACCGACAAGUGUUGUUCGACCUCCCAUGCAGAUUAAUAGAGAACCUCAACCACAACAACAACAGAGGGCGCCGGAAACAACUGCAGACCUGUUUCAAUUCCCUUGGUAUGUUGGUGAGAUGGAAAGAACAGAAGCCAAUGAUAAGCUAAUAUCCAAGCCAGGAUGUUUCUUACUUAGAAAGAGCAGGAGGGGAUACGCUGUCAGUUUAGAACACGAUCGCCAAGUGAAACAUAUGAGGGUUGUCAUGGAAAACAAUCAAUUUGGUCUGGCGGAACAGACAACUUUUCCCUCAUUACAAGAUAUGAUCAACUAUUACAGUAGAAACAGCCUGGUUAGUGUGUUCCGCGGUCUGGAUGCCUGUCUACGCAAGCCGUAUCGAGGUGGAACCAUGCCCACAGAAAAUGGAGCUGCUACCAAUGUUGAGGCACGUCCUGCUCAAGGUGUGAGGAAACAACGGUACCAGGUGAUAGGACAUGCGAGGGCGCUGUAUGACUUCAGUGCCAGGGAUACAAGGGAGCUUUCAUUGAAGGAGAACGAAGUGGUUGCAAUCGUCAGUAAGGCUGGGGGACACAAAGGAUGGUGGAAAGGCUGCAUAGGAGACAGGGUUGGUUAUUUUCCUUCAACGUUUGUCGAUGAAAUCACCGACGGGGCCCCAUCCUGAUGCUACAAAUGUCCACCAACGUAACAUAUAAGAUGAACAAUUUUGCUACUUGCUUAUAAUAUUGUAUGUACUUUUCCACAGAGCCUUUAUCCUUAAAUAUAUGAAUAUAUAUAUAUACUUACACGUGAAGACACUAAAAUGUGAAUAUUAGACUAUAUUUGUGAGAUCAAAGGGUAACAAUAAACAACUGCAACAAUAAUACCCUGAAUCUCCUAGAAUGCCGAGAUUGUUGCACAGAGUUAUUUGAUAUUCGUCCAGUACCCCAAGACGUGAUACAAAUCUUGGGGGUGGCUGGGGGAUUUUUGUGUUAAAACUCCCAAUUCUAACUCAAUAUUUAUCUUUUUCUUAUCUUUUUCAAUGCACAAGACCUAACUCAGAUUUUGACAACUUACCAUUAUUUUCACUUGAUUAGAAAUGUUAUUGGUCAACUAGCACCUGAUUAUGUAAUCGCAUUAAAUUGCAACAUUCAGCCCCGCAAGACACAGAGUACAUGCAAAUCCUCAUCGAUGAGCUUCGCCUGUGUGUGCAUGGAACAGGAACAAGUUGUAUUUGACAUGCAGAUCAGAUUCCCAUCAUUUAUGACAAUCCUAAACUGCCCUUCCAUAAAAAUCAGUUUGUUUUUGUGUUCUGUCUUGUUUAUAGUCUGUUCCUCUAGCUAAAAUGUGGGACUGAAUACAAGAAAAAAUAUCAUGCUUAUUGAAGAUAUAGGCCUGUCUAUGUCCAUUUUCAUUUUUUUUUUACAUGGGGUGAAUGAUGUUGUGCACAGAGGUUGAAAUAUGCAUGAAAUUUUGCUUUAGUCGUCUGUUGGGACCACAUGAAUAUGUUAAUAUUGAAAGAGACAGAGAGAGAAAUACAUGUAUGCUGUAUCUGUUUCUAUGUGUAAAGUGGUUCUCAAUGUGGAAUAUAAAGCAUAAACCUCACGCUGGGGUAUGUUGCGAUAAGCAGCCGACAUCCAUGUGCGUUAAGAAAGUCCAUUAUACACAUAAAAACCUGAGACGGAUUUUGUCAAACGAUGUGCAUACCAAAACCUGCAACAUCAUGCUUUGUGGGUUUCUUUUCUCACAUCCAUUUUUCAAAUUGAUCUUGCCUUUGAGCAGGUUCUUACAGCAUUCCACUACUUUCCCUUAUAGAGUUUUUCCCAUUGGAGAGACCAAAAUAAAUAGAUUAAUGUAUAUUUUUGUAUACCUUUUCAAUCUCGAGUUGUUACUAAUCUCAAGGCAAUAGCAGACUCAUAAGAGCAACUUCUAGAUAUUGUGAUGCAAUCGAGUCCUGGGGGUAUUUUACAAAGAUUUAAGUAUGACUUAAAUCGCACUUAAAUGCUGACUCGUAUCUGAAAUGCAACGCGCAAUUUUGGUGAUCAAUACGCAGUAGUGCGCGUUCUCUUGGCAUGAUCUGACCAAUGCGGUCAUGCCUUUUAUAACACACAUGACUAGGCAUUCAAGUGCGACUCUAAGGGUGUGUUUAUGCUUCCAUUGCGAGGACAGAAUCAGCGAUUUCAAACAUCGAUUCAAAACAUGGUUCU
Messenger RNA from Lytechinus variegatus (green sea urchin), 4288 nucleotides. RefSeq names its product guanine nucleotide exchange factor VAV2-like. The transcript is spliced from 25 exons. The coding region runs from base 130 to 2766 and encodes 878 amino acids. Gene Ontology annotation, biological process: regulation of GTPase activity; cell migration; intracellular signal transduction. Gene Ontology annotation, molecular function: guanyl-nucleotide exchange factor activity; protein binding. Lineage: Eukaryota; Metazoa; Echinodermata; Echinoidea; Temnopleuroida; Toxopneustidae. Gene Ontology annotation, cellular component: cytoplasm. The record is from RefSeq and is a predicted model, not a curated record.